AAACGCGAAGUGAUUGCUGGAAUAAGGUCGGGUUCCUCGCCAACACAAACAGAGGUCAAAAAUGGUGGUAAGAAUUCGAUUAUCAAGGUUUGGGUGCAAGAACAAGCCAUUUUAUCGGGUCAUGGCUGCGGAUAGCAGAUCCCCAAGAGAUGGCAAACACCUCGAAGUUUUAGGCUACUACAAUCCCUUACCAGGGCAGGAUAAUGCAAAAAGAAUGGGUCUAAACUUUGAAAGAGUAAAGUAUUGGCUUUCUGUUGGAGCCCAACCUUCAGAGCCGGUACAGCGUCUUCUAUUCCGAGCAGGGUUAUUGCCUCCACCACCAAUGGUGGCUAUGGGGCGUAAAGGUGGACCACGUGAUACUCGCCCUGUGGAUGCUCUAACUGGGCGUAUCUUGAAUCAAGAGAAGCCGGUUAAAGAUGACAACGAUAACGAUGAUGGUGAAGAUGACACUCCCACUCCAUAAAACAUUAUUGCGUUGUUUUAAGGGUGUCUUUUUCUAAUUCUGUUGACCCUUCUAGGUAUGUCACCAGAAUCUGUAUUUUCAAUCGGCUUAGCAGUUAAUUGAAGAGAAUAAUUGCUAUUUGUUUUUUGAAAGUGCCUAUUAAGAAGGGGUUGUGAAUGUGUAAUGUGUAAUCUAGAGCCAUAGGAAGAAUCUGAUGGCAUUUCUACCUUGUCAAAUAUGAAUCUUGAUUUCUGGAAGGGAAUUGGUGGUUAAUCUUGGUGAUGAAAUGCCUGUUAUUUUUGUACUUUGGAACUUUUAAUUGGGCAGAAGUGAAAGUAGCUGAUUAGCACUUAUAUUUUGAAUAUAUUCCUCUGCCCCAUCAAA
Molecule: messenger RNA, 826 nt
Organism: Prosopis cineraria
Lineage: Eukaryota; Viridiplantae; Streptophyta; Magnoliopsida; Fabales; Fabaceae
Product: 30S ribosomal protein S16-2, chloroplastic/mitochondrial-like
Exons: 3
Coding region: 62-463 (133 amino acids)
Biological process (GO): mitochondrial translation
Cellular component (GO): small ribosomal subunit; ribosome
Molecular function (GO): structural constituent of ribosome
Source: RefSeq, a predicted model, not a curated record